CAGCAGGAAACCCAUGAUUUCCUGACACACAGCAAGCUGGAGAAAGAAAGGAAAAACUCCAUUAAAAACCUCCAGGCUCUCCUCCAUGUUAGAAAUGAAAUGGAAAAUGGAGUGGAUUUAACAGGAAUCCCCGAUUCCUGCGGCCAAGCUAGAGGAAGGGAGACGUGAAGCAAAGCCGCAGGCUGCUGAUAUCUUUUUAAGUCGCAAUAAAUACUGAGAACUCCGGGGCAGGAUGAGGAUUUCCUGACUCGGACGAACGAGAAAGGACAGAUCACUUUUUUUAUGAUACUUCUCUCUGUAUAUUUAAUUUAUUCACCUUGAUGAUUCUCUUGCCUGGUCUGGCAAUUGUUAGAAGAGGCUGUGACAGCCUGGAAACAUUAGUAUGAUUUCCUGAGUUUGAGAUUUGCUGCCCCCCCCCUCCAAACUCAGGAAAAGUCAAUACAAUCGCACUUCAUUUUUCCUUCAUGUGCACUUGGAAGUCCCGGGAGCAGCAAGAGGAGCGGCGGCAGCAGCAAGAAUGAACUGCAAGGAAGAUGACAACUGCACUGAUGGGAGCAGCAAUAACACAAAGAAGAUGUUAAAAUGCGUGGUGGUUGGGGACGGUGCAGUCGGGAAAACUUGUUUGCUGAUGAGUUAUGCCAAUGAUGCCUUCCCAGAGGAGUAUGUCCCCACUGUGUUUGACCACUAUGCAGUAACUGUGACUGUGGGAGGACAACAACACUUGCUGGGACUUUACGACACUGCAGGGCAGGAGGACUACAACCAGCUGAGACCCCUGUCCUACCCCAACACGGACGUGUUCUUGAUCUGCUUCUCAGUGGUGAACCCCGCGUCGUACCACAACGUCCAGGAGGAGUGGGUGCCCGAGCUGAAGGUCUGCAUGCCCAACGUGCCUUACGUCCUCAUAGGAACACAGAUUGAUCUCCGGGAUGAUCCCAAAACUUUGGCUCGGCUGCUUUACAUGAAGGAGAAACCACUCACCUACGAGCAUGGAGUGAAGCUAGCAAAGGAGAUUGGAGCACAGUGCUAUCUGGAGUGCUCAGCCCUCACGCAGAAAGGCCUUAAGACUGUCUUCGACGAGGCAAUCCUGACCAUUUUCCACCCCAAGAAGAAGAAGAAGCGUUGUGCAAAGUGCCACAGCUGCUGCACCCUUGUGUGAAGUCACUUGGAAAGAAAAGCGAGACAAGUUCCAUGAAACCAAGCAGGUUAGAAAGGCAAUGAAGGUCACACGCAACUGAAAUGGGGAACAUGACCAGAAAGGGGUCCUUCUUACCCACAUAUAGGAGCCCUCCGUUCUGUGAAACCUCCAAGCUGUAUCACACUAGGCCAACCGGUGUCUAUGUGCUUUCCUAACCCUCCAGAGUUGUGUGCAGCCUGUCCCCACCACUGCAGACUGCACCGAGCCAACAGAAACCAGGAUGCCUGCUCAUUCUUGACUCUUCACCUUAGGAAUAAGGUGAAGGCAGCGUGGAAAAACAAAGAACUAAAGGUGGUAGAAGAAACAAGAGAAACUCUAUUUGUGGCCUUAAGCAGUAAUUGAUCAAAAUUAGGAAUUUUCAGUACUUAGGAAUUGAAUCUGAAUUGACUGAAAGCACAUGGAGACCUGUAGAAAUCUAAUAUGUAAGAUAUACACUAUAGGUAGGAUGUACUUUUAAAUUACUUUUCCUCUAUAAGACUCGCUAGUUCAGGAUGUACUUUAGUUUGUUCAAAGCACAUAGAAGCAAAGGUGGAAUGAUUCCAGUUUGUUUUCACUUAAUGGUGAAACUUCACAGUUUCAGAAUGUUGCUGUACCCAAGCUAUCAAGAUGGAUCAACGUUUACCUCCAGACUUAAGGAAUGUUCUUACAACAAAAAAAUGCAAAUAACUGUAUUUUUACAGGGCAAUGUUCAGGCUGAGCCAUGUUUCCAUAAGCUGGGAAAGGAAGAAGAGUUGUAGCAUUAAUACAAAGAAGUUCUGCUACCAAAGAAUAUUGCCCUAGACAUGAAAUAGCCACAUGGAACAAUCUCCCAUCCAAACUGAGAACAUGAACGAGACACAUUGCCAUGGCAACUGAAAACUUACCUUAUAGAUCAGCUGGAUUUCUACAUCUCACCCAGCAGACAAAAAUAGCAAAGAAAAAAAAAAAAAACAAAGGUCGCACUGACUUCAGCUGCUUGAAGAUGAUCUAGCUGCCUUAAGAUUAUUUUUUUUUUAAAUGGAGUAUCUCAUGUAAAAACCCUCAUCAAAGUGGAGCUGUAAACAUUGAUUUAUUGUAGCCUCCCUCCCAUUCAUUACGUCUUUGCUCCCAUUUUUCCAGCUUCAUUGCUGUGAGCGCUGUUUAAGUUGCAGCGUGGCUGCACUCCUCAGGAAGGAACUUUCAUACAAGUCACAGAUGAUGGGCUGCAGCCGGCAGCGCGGAGAUGGGAUGUCCAAGCCCUCAAGGGAAGGGAAGGGAAGGAAAGCUGCCUGUUAGCUCGCUCUGUGUUGAAGAAAAUGUGUGCCUUUCCACUAGAGCCUCUCCAGGGAGCCUCUGCUUUUGCACAUCACAGCAACACAGGCGCCCAGAGAUGAACUCGCAGGGCGCCUUGUUCCUUGCAUUUGCCUUUGGGUACGCUGGCGAUGCCAUGAGACUACCUUGGUAUGGAUUUCAUUCCUCAAGCAGAGAAUCAAGUGCCAGCAAAUACAGAUUUAAAGACUUCUGAUGUAACUCCUCACAAAAGCAGUGCCUGCAGUUGGUGUUUCCGAAGCCCUGGGAGUAAGGAAGUAACAGCAGUGCACCCUCCCAGCCCAGGGGCAUGUGCCCUGUGUCCCCCCACACCCCUGCCAGGGGGCUGCCAGCCCACUCCUCUCCAGAAGCCUGGCUGAGUACACACACAUGCAACCAGGAAGACUCAUAAUUAGUGGUGAAUUACAGAGCCAAUAGUACCCAGAGCAAGCAGCGACUUCAGCAGGGCUAUAGGAACGGCAGCCUUGGCACAGAGAAGGGAACAAGCACGACGCAGUGCCCAAACCUGCAGUCACUAAGGCUUUCAGGAUCCGAGCUCCUCCUUCAGCACAAAUUCAAUUUACCAUGGACACCUACAGAAACCAGCUCUGAAACCCCAAAACUUUUCCAGGUAGAAAUCAACCAUUCCCUCUGAAAAAGCCAUCGAAUUUGAGGCAAACUCUGUUGCUGUUACCCACCCAGCUCUCACUCACCAGCCCUGCCCAGCUGCACGCAAGCGUGGAUGAAAACAAAGCUGUGCUAGAUCCAAGACAGAUAAAAGAAAGAUUUCCUCACUGCUGCCAUUCUUUGUGCAUGUUUUAUAUUUGGGUUUAUGAAGUCCCAGACCUUUGCUUCAAAUGGACUGGCUGAUACAGCACAGCUCAGAGCGAGGAGAGCGCUGAAGCCCGGUGAAGGAGUUCACGUCAUGGCAUAGAGGCUGCGUUGCCGUUCCCAGGCAGAGCAGUGAGUAUUUGCACAGCUGGGACACUGGCAAUCAGCUGAACUAGCAAGUAUAAAGAGAUAGUAGGGGAGUAUGAGGAAAACUAGGAAUCGAUUAAAUAAAUAAAUAUUUGGGUAACGUUCGUUGGCUUACAACAUGACUAGAUGUCCACUGAAACCAUGUAAGAAAAGCUUUCAACGGAUUUCAGAGAAAAUUAGAGCUUCCCUGUGCUGCUAUUUACUUCAGUGGAAAUAAAAUAGGAUGAUUACAUUGGUUUAGCUCAUGCAGGUUGCUGUAGGGCGUUAGCCUACAUACAAGCCUCUGGUUAAAGUAAGUGAAGUCUGUUUCAGCUGAAGCGCAAUGCAAACACUCAGGUUGGAGCUGCCAGAUAUUCUUGGAGCUUCACAAAAUACAGAGGAAAUAGAAAUCCAGACUGACAGCUGAGCUGAUCACAAAAUAAUGAGCACACUGGAAAAGGGCAAUAUAGCAUUCCCAGCAUGCACCAGGGAAAGCCACAAAUAAUCAAAUGCUAUUUUUGCAUGCCACCAAGUAUCGGGAUGUCUAUUAAUACUAAUGGGAUGGUAUAGGAUAGGCAUAUAAAAUCAAAAAUUAAAUAGGAAGUCGUAGCAAUAACAUAACUGCAGUGGUCUGAGGAAAAUUCACUAAAUACAUACGGUGAUGUAGAAGCUAAAAUGCUAGACUCGACAUAUUAAACUGCAGCACCCUGCACAAAUCAUUGCAUAGCAGUGAAGGCAGAUAGGAAAGUAUUAAUAUGCAUACAAAAAAUGUUAAGACCAACCAGGGUUCUCUUUGCACUUACAAAACCAAGCACAUCAAGUUUGUGAGGCAGUAAAAUUUCAAGUUUUUCAAGCUGAUUCAAGGCCAGGUUGGACAGGGUUUUGAACAACCUCGUCUAGUGGAAGGUGUCCCUGCACAUGGCAGGGGGGUUGGAACUAGGUGAUCUUUACGGUCCCUUCCAACCCAAACUAUUCAGUGAUUCUAGGAUUGUGACCAAAAUUUGGUAUUAUGGGGAAGGAGGCUGGUUACAAUCCACUGAGAAACACCCUCCGCACUCCAUUUAUUUUCAAUUUUCUCUUCCAACAAAAAUAAGUGUUUUAAAAAUAGCCAUGGUUAAUGCAGUGUUAGGUUAUGUACACACACUUACCCAUGCAAUGUGGCACUUACUCAAGGAUCUGCCCUGUUGCACUAUUAUUUUGGGGAGGCAGGAGUAGCACAGGCCACCAGGCUCUAGAAAGGGAUUGCAGGCAGAUGUAAGGAGACUUACUGACUAUCUGGCAAGUCAUACUUAAUACCUGUUCUAAAAGCCAACAGAUGGUGUGUGAACAGGCAGCAAAGCUCAUUUUCAGAAAUAUCAAAGCACCAGACAUAGUGCAAGCAGCGGCAUAAGGCAACAGAUAGAAACUUCAAGUUAUUUUCAAACACCAUUAGUAACAAGAAGAGAAAAUCAAUAUAUGAUUGUCAGGUGAAAGGAGAUGGGUAUUCUCACUGUAGGAUGAGCUAGAAUUCGGCUCCCAAUUUCACCUUCAAAGGAACACAGGAGAGUUAUAAAGGCUAUAAACCACCCCUGGAAUCUAUUUUAACAAUGGCCUCUUAAUGCAGCCGAUGUCAAAACCUUUCCUGACAGACCUGCUUUUGCUAAUAGUCUGUUACCAUUUCAAAAGCACUCACAACUUACAAGAAAUCUGCUAGAUCCUGUAAAACCCAUCUCCUUUGGCCUCUUCUGGAACCUUAAUGUUCUACCAGGAGUUGUUUGUUAACCUGAAGUUGUAGUUUUAGAGUUCCCAAAGGGCUUUCAUGCAAGCUCCUGCAAGGAGACACUAGCGACUUUAGGUAUUGGAGAGAUAGAUCAAGACAUUAGAAAGUUUUUAUCACAUUAAAACAACCUUUUGAUGCCUCUGCCCUUCACAGCACUGCUAAAACACAAGGCCAGGGGCGCUGGGACAAUGCUGUGCUGUAUCACCACUUCCAGCAUAACCUAAAGGAGGUCCCACGAAGACUUCCACAGUUUGUCCUGUGCCUCCCAGAGCCCAGAAAACUUGGGGAGAACGCAGAAACAAGGCUUUAACCCCACACAGGUCCAUCCAGGAGCGUUUGUUCAGCUGCGUGGAAGUCCCAUGUGCUUCUGUCCUCCAGGAGUGGUGGGAAAUGAUUCUUAAGGUGGGAAACAACCUCCUGGUUGUCCUAUGUGCCACACAGGCCCAGACCUUCUCUUUCUGCCCUGCAAAUAUCUACUGUUACAGUAAUAUGUAGCUUAUGAAGAACAACCAACUACAAGUUCUUGCCUUGCAUUGCCUUGAAUCAGGCAUGAUGUGAGUCUUUCCCUCCACUUCCACAUGUGCUGGUCCUGACACAAAUCUUGCUGAUGGGAGCCACGGAAUUCACACCAAGUCCAGCAUGACAAUCAAAACAAUCAUUUCGGCAGCUGUCAUUGAUAUUUCUUACCUUCUUUCUCUUUCAAAGCACUGCUUCAGAACUAAAUAUAGUGCUGCAUCUUAAUAUGCAAUAAAGUUAGUCCAAAUAGUUGUAUUAAGGGGGCAGAUUUUGGCAGUCUUCCUCACACUGCUUCCUUCACAAGGGACUGUCUCCAACUUCCUCGUGUCUUAUUCAAUCCCUGCGAUACUACUCAUGUAAAUGAGGGAGGCUGAAUAUGCCCAUUGGUAACCAGUCCUUUUAGUUAACGUACAACAAAAUCUCUUCUAGUUGCUCUAGUAUUGGUGGCCUGUGUCCUCCAAAAAGCAAUGAUUUGCCAUUCCCCACAUGCUGUAUAAAUCACCUGGUGCCUUUGUCACGCUCAGGACCAUGAUCUGUCUGGUAUCUGCCAUUGCUAAGGAAGCAUGGUAGAGAAGAACCAAGAAAUUAGUUGGGAAAGGAGAUGAGCCUUGGGCAGGCUGCUACACAGACCAAGUAGGACUUCCCCAGAAACAGUCACUGCAAUGCAACUCUAGGCAAGUGCCUAAAAACCCACCCCAAGGGUGGGAAAAUCACUGUAGCAAACUGAGAGCAACAGGGUACAAACAUUUCACUACUGGCAGCUGUCAAGGACACAUGAGCUUCACUUCCCAUUGACAGCUAGCUGUCAAGAGCCCAUCCAAGAAAUUGUCCCAAGACUCCAGAGACUUACUUUGAGAACCCUUUACAGGAGCUUAGAAAAGUUGCAGAAGUUCUUGCAAACAAUUUCUGUUGCUGUCUCUGCUCAUCACACCCAACCUCUUGCACAGCAAGCAAUACAGUGGCUAAUUACAGCAAUGAUAUAUGUCUAGCAGAUGUAUUUUCACCAUGCAAGCUGCCGUGUCCUUAUGAAAAUGUUCCUCUAAUCCAGACAUGAAAGAUGCCCAUUUGCUUACAUAGCUUGCUUACAGUCCGUGACCUUUUCUGUAGCUUUUUUUCCCCCAAGUGGUACAGCAAAUACCUCUUCAUUCACCAUACUGAAGCUUCAUCCGGAUUAAAAAUAAAUUACAAUGGCAUCAAUCUGUCUCAAGCCAGGCUUGUUUAAAAGCACAUUUGUCUUCUCCAGCAAAACAAUCAACAUAUGUUCAUGUUGGCACAGAGACCAUUUGUUCAAUAAACAGGUAGGUUGCAGGGAUCAGGCUGCGCAUGCCUUUCUCCCUGAGGAGGAUUUGUAACAUGUUUUAUCCCGCAUAAAAAAGAAAAUCUGGAAACAACAGAACAUUUCCUUGGUUCAUAACUCUAUAGGACUGGAGGAGCAUCUGCUGUGACAGGAGGUGAGCAUGGAGCGACCUACGUCAGAUAACUUCUAGGUACAUUUAAGUUCUACAUAAAAAAGACGACAAAUCUCUACUAUAAAUGUUUGUUUUCCUCUUAGUGAAUAAAGACCCUCUGAAAGCAGGAAAAAGCCUCCCACUGAUUUUGGUGGUGGCUUGUGAUCUCAGCUGUCUUCACCUAUCAAAACAAAACACAAAUAGAAAAUCAAAAAUUUGCAUCAAAAAGUUGGGACAAAACCACUGAUUUAGGAGUAAUGAAUGCAAAAGAACAGCAUCUGCGCUUCUACUUUGGAGGAGAGGUGCAAAAUCAGGGGCCAGAGCCACAAUUGGGCAGUUUGAUCCUAAAACAGAAAUUUCAUUUUAAGAUGUUUAGAUGUCCAUAAGUAGGAUGAAAAAUUUCUUCAAAUCCUCUUUUCUUUGUCUCAGUUAAAGCUUUCAGAAACAUGUGAACAUCUGUUUUUCCUGGGCAGUUCCAGGAACCCACCAGAACGGCAAAAAGAGUCAGAACCUUAUUGUAAGAGGAAAAUGAGCUCGCAAACACAUAUAUCACGAGCAACAAGCAAAAAUCAUAUGACUUGCUGUCAAUGGUGAAAAAUCUCUUAAACUUUGAAAAGAGUUUAAAAAAAUAAUUUUGAGCAUGAUCUCCACCCCUUUCCAGAAUGUGCAGACUGUGGUGAAGUGUUUGGCUGCUGCUUCUAACUAUAAUUUUAGGAUGGGAUUUUCAAAGAUGCUGUGUGUUGGCUUCAGUUCAGUUCUCAUGAAGACAAUGGAAAAUUUCAACGGGGUUCACACAUGACCGCAGUGGAAAGUGUUUCAGAGUCUGUACGUUUCCUCCUUUUCUGCCCUUUGUUGUGGCUGAUCAAGCUUUGAGCACACAGAUACACCGAGCAAGGUCCAAGGACCUUUUACACCUUUUGGCUGCUGGUUGUGGACUCUCAAAAGAAGUCAGGCAUCUGGAGACUGCGCUGCUCUGAUCUUUAGCUUGAGCUCUGGAGACUAGAUUUGUAAUUCCUCAUUUCAGCCACUCCUGAGGCUGAAGUUGAAAAUAAUUACAUUAACAGUGUAAUAUCCAAAACAAAUGGCUAUCAUUACUGAGUUUGACACUGUACUCAUGGAUGCCACUCAAUUUCCUCUCAUCCCAUUCGGGAUGCCAGGUUUAAUUUUGCAUUUGGUUUUGCCAAAGAUCCAAUUGAGCUCUCCCUAAUAUCAAAUCUGGUGACUUUUUUACUUUGAUUGGAGGUUAAUGAAUUCAGAGUAAACAGUUGUCACCAGUCUACAGUUUCCAGAUCUUACAACACAACAAUUAUUUGUGCUGAUAACACGUAGAAAUUUUUGUCUGAUACCUGUCAAAGUAGUUUGGGUGUAAGCCAUAUCCACAGUAUGACUGUCAUACCUCCUCUCCCAACACUUUUCCCCAAAAUAGGCAGCUGCUCUAACUGCAUUACAGAACCGGCAGGCAACGAACUGCCUUGUCAGUACGGGCUAAGUGAGCCCAAACUUUCCCCAGACUUGUAAAUAUUAAUUCAUUAAUAAGCAAUAACAUAAAUUUAUGUCAGAGGGGAAAGACACUGGUAAAGUCUUCUUCACUCCUGAGCAGAUGUGACCUAAGGUAGUGAGCCCAGGCUGCCGGGUGGGACAUGCUGCAGAGCGAGGCGCAGCGUGGUGUCCAUGCUGCCCCAGCACGUACGGCGUGAGGGGAGCAGCAGGGGCUGGAGGUGCCUCGGUGGAGUCACACCAGCAUACCUGGGGCUCAGCAGCACCUUGAGACUGGGAGGGCUUCAAAGAAAGCUGCAGAGAGGAGCAGGGAGUGGAACUGAACUGUCCUCAAGUGCAAGGAUAACUGAAUCCAGUUUAACCUGUUAUGAUGGUCAAACAGCAGCAUUUCACUGUAAAGAAAUUAUCUCCUUCCCUGAGAACACAAAGACAAGAACAUUUCUUUCCUUUCUUUUGGUGUAGUAUUUCAGUAAUACUUAAAAGUAACAGCACAAGUUAUUCUAACUGGGUUUGUGAAGCACAGGUAAUGACCUCAGCACAAAUCAGGACCUAACACAUCAUCGGUCAGUUCUUAGCAAGUUAAGAAAAAAAAAGUCAUUCACUUUACUUGAUGUGAGCAACUGAAUUUUCCUCUCUUAAAGGUUGCUGUGUGCAAUAUUGCUGGAGUAUAGGGCUGAUAAAACCAAAGGAUGAAUACUAAAACAUUGUCUGACUUUUGAGUGGUAUAUCUUUUUUCAAAGAUUAACCAAAACUUCAGAAUUCACGUCAAAGCAAUAAAACUUCAAACCAAGGAAAUUCACUUUUCCAGCAAUUAUGUUUUGCAUAGUUUAAAAAUCAUGUAGACAGUAUUAGUUUCCUAUUUACAGCACAUGAUUCUGUACUCUUUUGCUUAUCCUCUCUUAAACAUGUAAUUAUUGUAUAUUGUAACUGCACAUUAAUAUCGUCUAUUGUACAUAGUUUAUUUUAACAAAAUAAAUGUAAUGCUAAGUAUUUUGACAGCAUCAUUUUGAGAAA
This is a messenger RNA of Falco peregrinus (peregrine falcon), 9655 nucleotides long. It is a transcript of the gene RHOJ, whose product is annotated as ras homolog family member J. Bases 518 to 1159 code for a protein of 213 amino acids. Lineage: Eukaryota; Metazoa; Chordata; Aves; Falconiformes; Falconidae. Gene Ontology annotation, biological process: small GTPase-mediated signal transduction. The record is from RefSeq and is a predicted model, not a curated record. Gene Ontology annotation, molecular function: GTP binding; GTPase activity. The transcript is spliced from 5 exons.